Brassica napus (rape) is the source of this 2346-nucleotide messenger RNA. RefSeq lists its product as uncharacterized. Gene Ontology annotation, biological process: positive regulation of GTPase activity. The coding region runs from base 179 to 2176 and encodes 665 amino acids. Gene Ontology annotation, molecular function: GTPase activator activity. The transcript has 14 exons. NCBI's taxonomy places the organism in Eukaryota, Viridiplantae, Streptophyta, Magnoliopsida, Brassicales, Brassicaceae. The record is from RefSeq and is a predicted model, not a curated record.
UUUUGCAUACUAAAAAACAUUUUAAAUAAAUACAAGUGUCUUCCUAAAAUCGUCUGCUUUCUCAACGGCGACUUUCCAUAGAAUCUCUAUCCCCUCGUUGAUUGAUUCUCAAUUUCUUCUUCUCCUCACUUUCAAUGCCGUCUCGUUGACAAGGCUUAACUUCCAGGUGCGCACGAUAAUGGAUGCGCCGCCGCUGUCUUUCGUCUCCAAAGCUAGAACCGCUUUCAAUUCCGCCGCUGCUAAAGCGGAGCGCGUCUUCACUGAUCUUAAAUCCGAUCGAGAGGAGGAGCAGCCAUCGACGAGGAAUGAGAAUGACUCUAAGGAGGAGAAUGAAGUGAAGCCUCAGGGAUGGAGAACUGCACAUAUUAGGAAAAAGCAAGAGUGGCAGAAUAAACUCAAAAACUUGAGAAUUGGAAGGAAAGAAGUCGUUGAAGAUAAAGAUACGGCUGAAGAUUCAACCAUGCUUGCACCUUUCUAUGACCAAAAUUCGCUUAUUCUUAAAGCGCAAGAGCAAGAAGCCAAGGCAUCUGAUGUUGGUAACUUGAUACAAGUUCUAAAUGCUGUUGAUGUGAACAGCAUUCCUCGGGGAUCCAUUGUGAAGCAGCUGGCUGUAGCCAUCGAAGCGGGAAAAAUGGCUAAGACUAUGAAAGAGUUUGCUGCAUCUUCUGGAAGUUCAUCACCAGGGAGGGACAGAGGGGGGUUAAGCCUCUCUGCGGUGAAAUCGAUGGUUCUUGGUGAAAAAGAGGAUAAAAUUGGUUUUGAUUCAAGAGACGAGGAAAAACUUGUUUCUCUUAUAAAUGCCAUGUUUAAUGUUGAUGGUAACUUCCUCGUCAGAAUGAUUGUCUCUGAUUUGGAGUCUCCUACCAACAGAGCAUCUUUUGCAAAAGAUCUUCAUGUUGCUCCGCCUAGUAGCUUUGUUGUUAAGCUAGCUGAAGUAAUUGGAAGUUUUACAACUCCAAGCAGAAUGGCUUUGUUCUGGUGCAGGGUUGUUGAUGAACUGAGGAGAUUUUGGAAUGAAAAGAAACACAUACCAUGGAUACCCCUAGACGAGAAUCCAGAUUUGAAAAGUUGCCUACUUCACCAAUGGUUACAAGUUAUAAACUGCUGUCUUGGCAGGAAAGCACGUUGCAUAGCUGCUUCUGAAGCAUUAGAUGCUGUUAUGAGACAAGCCAGUCCAGCCAAUGAAAAGUCAGAUAUUUCGGAAGCGAUGGGUUCUCCGGUUUCUCUUUUGUAUGCUAAAAGUAACACCGGAGAACUCAUACUUCGCCUAGGCAUCCACCACCAAGUUGAAAACUUAACAAUGUUGGAAACUGGUGAACCUGUUUAUGCCCCAAUAACUCAGGAGGGUCCGUUGUUGACAGAAGAUCUGAUUAAAGAAACAGAGGAACUAGUAUUGCGAACAGGGAGCAUGGGGGCUGGGUGUUCUCAACUCUUGUCUGACAUGCAGGCUUUCAAGGCAGCAAAUCCUGGAUGUAUUUUGGAAGAUUUUGUGAGAUGGCAUUCUCCUCCAGACUGGACUGGAAAUGAUACUUCUUCCGGAGAUGACUCUUCUCCCCUACGAGGUCAAUUAAGCAUCCGGAUGCAAAAAGAAGGUAAUUUGUGGCGCGAGCUGUGGGAAACAGCUAAACCACUGCCUGCGGUUAAGCAAACACCUCUCUAUGAUGAAGAUUUUGCUGUGGAAGGAAUCUUGAAUUCUUUGGAAGACAUUCCGCCUGUUGAAUUUUUCGGGCAGCUUUUUGUUUCUCUUGUUGCCCUGGGAUUUGUAAUGGCGGAGCCAGUAGUAGCCACAAACGAUGACUUGUCAAAGCUUUUCUUCGAGUGCAAGGAUUAUGUAGUCGCGAUCUGCCAGGGAGACGCAUGGACCGAUAAGCUUGAUGAUCUCUGUCAGGUGUAUGAAACAGUGGAAACAAUGUUAGUACGUCCAGAAAAAGUGUUGAGAUCAAUGAAGCAAACAGAGGAGUCGCCGUCAGGUGGGAACGAAACAAAACGGCGGUUCAGGCGGCUGAGCUUCAUCUUCCGCGGUAAAGAAGGAAACAAGAACAGAGUUACAACAGAAACAGAACAGAAAAGUACGGAACCGAGCCCGCGGCAGUCUUUCUCGAGUCUUUUUGAUGGAAAGUCGUCUUUAUUUGCAAAGAAACCACCUAGACCUGCUGAAAAUGGGACUCUUGUCUGACUCCUUUGAUAUUUAUUUUAUUUAAUUUGUUACAUCUGGUUUUGAGUCAUUUCUCAAUAUAUAUUUUUUGUUUGGUCUGGGUUUAGGUUGUUAAGUUAAUCAGUUGGUUGAUAACUGUAAAUUUAUAUCAUUCAAAAACAUUUCUCAGUGAGAGGGGAAGUUAAAGUUGA